This is a messenger RNA of Racocetra persica, 150 nucleotides long. NCBI's taxonomy places the organism in Eukaryota, Fungi, Glomeromycota, Glomeromycetes, Diversisporales, Gigasporaceae. The record is from the annotation of a GenBank genome assembly.
UGAAUGUAGAAUUUAUAUCUGUAGCAAUUGCUGCAGCAAUUACCGCGCUCCAAAGUAAAGAGAAGGGUAAAGCUAAAGAAAGCAGCCUAUCACCAUCUGGCUCUAGUAGCAAUAACGAAAGUGGACGAGCAAGUAGUGGGGCCAGUAAAG